ACUUUUUUUCUCGUCAAGAUGGUUCUCGCGGUCGACCUCCUCAACCCUACGCCUCAGGCCGAGGCCCGUAAGCACAAGCUCAAGCAACUUGUGCCUGCCCCCCGUUCCUUCUUCAUGGACGUCAAGUGCCCCGGCUGCUUCACCAUCACCACCGUCUUCUCUCACGCCCAGACCGUCGUUGUGUGCGCCGGCUGCUCCACCGUCCUCUGCCAGCCCACCGGUGGCAAGGCCAGACUCACCGAGGGAUGCUCUUUCCGCAGGAAGUAAAUGUCACGACGGCAAACGGAGUUGGAGUGAUGACGAUUGCAACGUGGCGUUCUUCGAUGAUGAUGGAUUAAUAUUAUAUUUUUGAGAAAGCAGAUUCAGAUAGAAGAUGGAAUCCUCGCCCCUUGCGAGAAACCCCAACCACCACCUCAUGGGCAAUGAGAAAAAAAAAUUUCUACCUCACAUCCUACCGUUCAAUACCAAAAAGCGUUUUCUUCACAUGGAGGGGAGUUCCGGAUAUCUGGCACACAUGAUCGGUCCAUACUCUAUCAAAUUCUCGCCUUU
This is a messenger RNA of Aspergillus ochraceoroseus IBT 24754, 549 nucleotides long. RefSeq names its product 40S ribosomal protein eS27. Lineage: Eukaryota; Fungi; Ascomycota; Eurotiomycetes; Eurotiales; Aspergillaceae. Gene Ontology annotation, biological process: ribosomal small subunit assembly; translation. The record is from RefSeq and is a predicted model, not a curated record. Gene Ontology annotation, cellular component: cytosolic small ribosomal subunit; ribosome. Gene Ontology annotation, molecular function: structural constituent of ribosome; RNA binding. Bases 19 to 267 code for a protein of 82 amino acids. The transcript is spliced from 3 exons.